AUGGUAACUGUAAAAGAUGGGAAAGGGUUUGGCGAAAGUGGGCACAACACUCUUAUAAUAACGGGCCUGGAUAAUUUGGUUACCCCUUGCAACAUAGUGAAAAAAGAGGCCACCGUUAUUGAUACCGGAACGCAACGCCCAUGUUCUGCUUUUGUGUUCAAUGGCCUCUUCUCUCACGUCCCGGAACCGGAAACCACUACAGAAGUACUGGGAAGCACACUCGCUGUAGAAUACGUCACCUCCUACUCAAGAAUUGAAAAGAACGGAACCUGCGGGUUUGGGAGCACGGUGUACUCGACGACCUACUCGACUUCUAUUAGUGUGAAUCCGUCUAGCCAUAUCUCCUCCAGUGUGAGCUUGUCUGUGUCCCAUUCUUUCCGCACCUCGUUGGUGAGUAGUACCAGUGUUGCUUCUUCGAGACGCCACUCAUCCAGCAGGGGUGUUUCAAGUACACCUUCAGUGUCCGGUUCUUCUCGUAGUUCCGCGAAUGGUGAGUCUGUUAGAUCGUCUAACCCUGUGACCUUGUCGGUGGUACCUCUUUCACCUCCAGUUCCACUAAGUUGGGACACAGAUCGGGGUACAGUAACAGUACCGUUUCUGCAUCAGCUGGAAGAGUCACUCCAACUGAGAAAUCAAAAACGGAAACAGGGAAACCAUUCGACAGAUCGCAAACAGACGCACUGUUUAAGACGACUACGGGUACCCUCAAGAACACCAAAGUGA
Huiozyma naganishii CBS 8797 is the source of this 723-nucleotide messenger RNA. RefSeq lists its product as uncharacterized. The transcript has a single exon. The record is from RefSeq and is a predicted model, not a curated record. The coding region runs from base 1 to 723 and encodes 240 amino acids. Lineage: Eukaryota; Fungi; Ascomycota; Saccharomycetes; Saccharomycetales; Saccharomycetaceae.